Ostertagia ostertagi is the source of this 732-nucleotide messenger RNA. NCBI's taxonomy places the organism in Eukaryota, Metazoa, Nematoda, Chromadorea, Rhabditida, Trichostrongylidae. The record is from the annotation of a GenBank genome assembly.
GUUCAAACUCUUGGUGAGGAAUAUGUGAAGAUAUUCCAAAUCCGGUCGACAGUACGAGCUGUCCCUUCGCUAGGAGCUAGACUUCUGUUUGUUCUUGUUCACGCAGUUGCCCCUAUUAUUGUCGCAGUUUUGCUCUGCAGAGCAGAGCGUCUUCUCGCACAUCCAUCUACUUCAUCGUUUAUGGGCAUCACAAUCAGGAACAAUCAGAAGGCUAGAAGCAGCUUCAAGUUAUUAGUGGAAUGGAUGAGGUCUGUUGGUGUUCCUCAGCUUUACCGCAUACAUCUGGCGUUCUUCUAUAUCUUUGGCGUUUACUACAACAUUUCCCAUCGGAUAUCGGGUAUAAGAUACUUGUCUUUCAGCCCACAAACGGAUCUAAAGGCACUAAAAGUCUACAAGUUUUUGGGUUAUUUAACCUUGGCGCAGACUGCUCUUAGUCUCAUUCUCUGGAUGGUUUCCUCUCUGGAGGAAGAAAGAAACCGAGCCAGGAAUACUCCAGCAGCAAUGGCCAAUCGUGCAAGGAAAGACCUGCCCGAGCAGGACGACGUGUUCCCUCAUUCUUGGUUCCGAUGCUCAGUGUGUCUAGAGAGCAAAUCGCCUUCAACUACAACGUGCGGUCACCUCUUCUGCUGGAACUGUAUACAGGAGCAUGCAUUGUCUGGCGAUGGAGAGGCGCGAUGUCCGCAUUGUAGAGCUUUAUUCGAACCAUCUCAAGUCGUACCUCUUUUGAAUUUA